UGUUAAAUAUAUAAAAAAGUGUUUUUAAUUUAUAAGGGGGGGGUCACACUCAGAGGCUUGCUAUGUGAAAAGGGGUCACCAGUACAAAAGUUUGAGAACCACUGGUUUAAAUAUAACCCAUGAGUUGGUUGAACGCUAUGGGUCUCUCUUUCUAGCAACUCAAAGUCAUUAAAAUAAUAUAUUUACAAAAUAAACAAGGGUCUAAUCAAAAACUGAAAUGUUUCAAGGGUUCACAAACCUCCACAAUACUUUAGAACAAGCGUUUGCGCUAAAGAAAAUCAAACAUGUAAAAGCUCUGGGUAUUUGUAGGGUGCUUACUAUGGUUGUGAUAUACCCAACAACCCCCAAAUUUUAAGCAUGAAAGAAAGAUGCUUAAAAAACAAACAAGCCCCAGACAUUCAUUGAUAUCUGCAAGGGGCCCCACACUUGGGAAUGGGUACAGUAAUGUUAAGGAUUGUUGUGUAUGGUGAUUUAAUGUUUAAUACUGUAAGAAGGCCCCAAAGAAAAAUGUAUUUUAACUACAAGAAAAAAAAUUAGCCAAAAGCAGCCCAGUUGUGCAGACAACUUAAUUCCUCCUGCCCAGAUCACAAAAGGGAAUGUUAGGGGAGGAGGGCCUAAAGUCCUUAAGUAUCUAUUAAUUCAGAGUUGUGAUGAUCGAAUCUACCUGCUAACUACAGACUUUUGAAAUCUGUUUGAAACAAAGAGUUAGGCUGGUGUAAAAAUCUCAGUUUUUUUGGAGACAGUUUCUGUUGAAAGAGGACAAUCUUGAACUGAAUUUCUGCUGGACUGCAAGAGGAGGCGUUGAAUGACAUGAUACAGUGUGGCCAGCGUGUUGGGAAGACAAUGGUGUUGGAACAGGAAUGUCUCCAUGCUGAAUCUGAUGGCUGAAGAAGCCCCCAAGGACCCCUCAAAGCCCAUCGGUGCCUGUGAGGAGACGAAACCUCCCCAACGGAAGAGUUGGCAAAAGAGCCCACAGCAGAAGCAGGAGCUGUGUGUGCCUCAGCCCUUCCGUGCCGAUUCACCAUCCCCUUGUAACGCCUCCUGCUUUAUGAGGCCAGACUCAGAGGAGAAAGAGGCCCUGGAUUACAUCAACGCCUUUCUCACGAGCAAUGAACAGGACGAGGCCAAGAAACUCAAGUUCUUGGAUUCCAUCAGCACCCUCAGCAGCCUGCCUGCUUUUAUGGACAAAGGCCUGCUAGUGGAGAAGAUAAAGGAGCUGAUUGAUCACGAGUCCGUCGACUCCCUGACCGGCGUGAUGCGUCAGCAAGCAAUGCUCGCCAUCAUGAAGCUGAGCAAAAUGAAGCUACCGUGGCUGGUCCUGACACGACCCAGCCUGCUCGCCACCUGCUUCUCCAGCAUCUUCUCCCUGCCUCCAGCACACACCAUGGAGGAGGUGGAGGCUGCUCUCUGCACCAAAACUCUGAAAACCAUGGAUGAGAUGCUGAAGGCCUUGGUGUGCAAGGAUCAGGAGCCCAACCUUCUGGCGCUGCAAAUCAUCUUGAAGGUCCUGCUCCCCUGGACUACAUCCAAGGAGGUGCAUGAGCGGCUGAGGGCAGUGGGAAGGAUCACCUGGCUUAUGGAAUUCAUGGGGUCUCAGUGCAAAUUCCAGGAAGUGGAGGAGUUCAGCGUCCUGGGCCAGCUGGUGGGGUGUCUCACUCUGUGCUGUGCGGAGCUGGAGCAGGAGAUCUGGCAAUUGGCUGUGGAGGGCCUUCACCACGUCUACUCCUUCAUGCUGCAGCUAAAAUGUAAGAGCACUGGAGACCCUUGUCCUUCCUAAAUACACUGACAUGGGGUUUCCAACAUGAAAAACAUAUUUAUUGAACACUUCCACCUUUUCUGCAACCUUUUAA
Messenger RNA from Mauremys mutica (yellowpond turtle), 1850 nucleotides. Its product is annotated as maestro heat-like repeat family member 5. The record is from RefSeq and is a predicted model, not a curated record. The transcript has 10 exons. Lineage: Eukaryota; Metazoa; Chordata; Testudines; Geoemydidae. Gene Ontology annotation, cellular component: cytoplasm. The coding region runs from base 869 to 1777 and encodes 302 amino acids.